Messenger RNA from Plutella xylostella (diamondback moth), 2383 nucleotides. NCBI's taxonomy places the organism in Eukaryota, Metazoa, Arthropoda, Insecta, Lepidoptera, Plutellidae. The record is from RefSeq and is a predicted model, not a curated record.
CCACCUGUCAGAAUGUCAAUCAAUGUCAAAUGCUCAAUUUUGAGGUUAUAAUAAAUUUCGCAAUCUCUCACGACAUGUUAUGGUUGAAAUUCAAAGGCUUUUUUAAUGUAAAACCUAGUUCAGACACACUAAAAAACUUCACACACACAAACUUGAAACUCAAGCGGCAUCAAUGGAUUGCGGAAUUAUUAUCAUCGGUCAAUAACACUGAAAAAACUGCGGCAAUGUCUUCAGCGUUCAAAUUUCGGCUUCUCUUUCGGGAUUUGGCCGCGAUGAGGAUGUGGGGGCUUUGGUCGAGGAGCUACCUGCUCAGUACAGUGGCCAAAAGGUGUAGAAAAGACCGGUUUUUAGAAAUUUUUCAAGUUUUUCGUCAGACCUUUUUGAGGCCUAAAAGGACCCUUCUGCUGUCGGGUACAGCUGCGUACCACCGCUCAGAUGACUAUGAUGAGGAUGCGUUUGGAGCCUGCAACGCUGACAUUACUGAUGAAUUUUUAGAGCAUUUAAUAACGGAUCUAGACUAUGUGGAUGUGCUGGUGCAACAGACGCUGUACUGCCAGCGCUGCGGGAAGCGCCUCGUGCUGGAGAAAAAGAUGUCGGGGAUCAGCUACUGCCGCUGCGACAAGCCGCUCCGGGGCCCCACUCCAGACGAGGGCUGGGAGCCGUUCCUAGAGGCCGAAGAUGUUGUCAUCUGGAGAAGGGAGUACAAGCGCGGGAAGGGACUGUAUGCAUAUAAAGUAUACGGCCGCUACAACGAGCUUCAAGCAGAACACUUCGCGUCUAUCCAACUCGACGUGGACUACCGUCGCACGUGGGACGACGCGGCGGCGGCGCUGGCCGUGGUGCAGGAGCGCGCGCGCGGCGUGCCCGGCCAGGCGCUGCUGCACUGGGAGGUCGUUUGGCCGAGGUUAUUCACAAACCGCGAUUACGUGUACCUGCGGCGUCACAAGCAGUUCACACUCGCGACCAACUCGCGCCACCGGGACAGCAUCAUCCGCGCGCUGCCCAAGGCCAGGAAGAAGGACCGAGAGUCAUCCAGAAGCAGCGGUCGGCACAGCGAAGAGCGCGAGAAUGUUCACUCGCGGGCCAAGAGACGAGCGCUGGAGGAGGAGGCGCGGGGGGCUACGGAUGAACCGCAGGAGAAAGUGAACCGAGUUUUCGUGAUAGUUUCCCGCUCUUGCCAGAGCCCGCUCGUGCCGGAGUACAAGCACACGGUGCGGGUGCAGGAGUACUGGAGCCACAUGAUCGUCAGGACUAUAGAUGGCGCUGAUGAGCUAGGCAUGGAAUACGUGCUAACGUACUUCGACGACGGCGGCAUGGGCGGCAUGCCGAGCGGCGUGGCGGCGUGGGCGACGGGCCGCGCCGCGCCCGCCUUCUUAGCCAGGAUGAGACGGGCCACUGGAGACUAUCAGGAGUACUUGGAUAAAGAGGCACCGAAUAGACCCCCGUUUUUUAAGAACCCUUCCGACAAUAGCUCUAAAAAUGACAAUGUUGAUGCUAGCCAAACCACAGUGACGGAUAGCACGAUUGACGACGUCACAACGCCAACCAAUGAAUGCACUACCGAACCGGAAACGGAAGUCAAAGAUCCAACCGGAAGUGAAACGAGUAACACAGCAAUUACAGAAACUAACGAAGAUAUCUCCACUAAUGUCCCAGUUGAGACAGUCAUCGAAGAAAAACCACCAGAAGUAAUAGACGUCGAGACAGAAGCAGAAGUCGAAAUAAAACAUGCAAAAGUCCAAACAAAAUUAAGCGAUAAAGAACCGUCGAUACCAAUUUGUUCGGAAGACGAAGAAAAACCUAAGAAAAAAGCGAAAAAGACAAAAGUACGCCCAAUAAGCAGUGACCAAGAUAUAGCAGAAAAUAGUGCCCUGUUGUUAGACAGCAAAAAGCCACGGAAAGACAAAAUCGAUCCGGCACAGGUCACUCCGCUAGUCAUUGAAAGCAAUGAAGAUAUCGCGGGCAAAGUUGGCAAAAAAAUGGGCAAAGUCGAUAAAAAAUUGGGCAAAAGGGGAAGAACAGAGGAGAAAUUGGAGGAAAUCCUUGGUGACAACGAACCGGUGAUAGAAGACGCGAGUGCGAGUGAUAAAGAUGCGGAAAGCUGGCAAAGUGAUGACACGAUAGCACAAAAAAGUCAAAAUAGCAGUUUAUCUAAUGAAACGGAAAACGCCAGCGGGCAAGAAGGAGACGACACUAUAGACGAAGCGACGCAAACCAAAGGUGCCUGGUAUCGCUAUUUGUAUCCCUUUUACUAUUUCAUAUGACCUCCCAAUGACACUGUCAGAGGUUUUGACAGUUGAUUCAAAAUGGCGCCCCAAAUUCGUUGUGUGAUUAAGAUUUUGACAGUAGUUGUGUUACGUAAAAUCGGUCUUAUUUCGUUUCA